GGUGCGCCACUCGCCAUGAGACAAAAGCAGCAGGCAGGUGUGCGCGACGAGUGCGUCGGGUGCGGGGUGCGCUGGGGGUGUGCGCCCCUCACACAUAAAAAAGCUGCACGGAGUGUUUUCACGUGUAACAUGCUGCAAUGCAUCCGGAGUUGCAAAGAAAAGGCAAAGAGGGGGCGCGCCUCCCUCCCUGCCGAGUACGAAUUACUGAUAAUACGCUUCCAGAAGCGGGUGCGGGGUGGAGAGCAGGAGGGCGAGCCUGGUCACCCUAGCCGGGCAUUGCGAGGGGUACGUUAUCAUCUGGGUUGCACUCGGACGCAGAGUCUCCUACACUUUACACGCGCCACCGGUUCCCAGUCAGGUAUAGUUAUCAUCAUGGAGGCACUGGUGUUUGACGGGAAGACCCUGACCCUGAAGUACGACCCCAAGUACCCGAUGCCGCAGCUGGUUAACGACGAUGACGUCAUUGUCAAAGUGGAGUACUCUGGAGUCUGCGGCACAGACCUUCACAUCAUUCAGGGUGAGUUCCCAGCCUCCAAGGAGCGUCCUCUGCCGCUGGGGCACGAGUUCAGUGGGACCGUGCACGAGGUGGGGAAGGCCGCCAUUUUCAAAAAAGGACAGAAAGUCGUCGUCGAUCCCAACAGGGCGUGCGCGCUGUGCAGCUUCUGCCGCGCCGGCAACUACCAGUACUGCCUGACGGCUGGCAUCAACAGCACCGUGGGCAUAUGGCGCGACGGCGGCUGGGCGCGCUACGUGCGCGUGCCCCAGGACCAAGUGUACGCCCUGCCGCCACAGAUCACCACCGAACAGGCUGGUCUGUGCGAGCCUUACUCGUGCGUGUCCCACGGCUUCGACCGCGCCUCCCCUCUGCCUGUGGGCAGCAAGAUCCUUAUAGUGGGCGCUGGCAUUAUAGGCAACCUGUGGGUGACCACUCUGCACCACCACGGCCACCGCGACGUCACCGUGUCAGAGAUGAACACCGCCAGGCUUGACAUAGUCAAGAAGCUCGACACGGGCUUCAGGCUGGUCACACCCGACGUGUUGGCCGCUGAAAAGGAAUUGUAUGACGUCAUCAUUGACUGCACAGGCGUCGGCAAAGUAAUGGAGAUAAGCUUCAACUACUUGAGACACGGCGGCAAGUACGUGCUGUUCGGUUGCUGCCCGCCCGCACAUCAAGCCUCAAUGAAUCCUUACCAAAUCUACGACAAGGAGCUAACGAUCAUCGGUGUCAAGAUCAACCCCUUCAGCUUCCCCAAGGCUAUCGGGUGGCUGCAGGCCAUGGGCAGCAGAUACCUGGACUACGAGAAGCUGGGCGUGCAGACGUUCAAACUGUCGGAGUACGAGCAGGCGCUGCAGCACCUCAAGGCCGGUACCAUCUCCAAGGCUAUCUUCAAAAUUGAUUAGUUAAUAAAUUAUAUUUUUAAACUC
Papilio xuthus (Asian swallowtail) is the source of this 1425-nucleotide messenger RNA. RefSeq names its product D-arabinitol dehydrogenase 1. Gene Ontology annotation, molecular function: oxidoreductase activity; zinc ion binding. NCBI's taxonomy places the organism in Eukaryota, Metazoa, Arthropoda, Insecta, Lepidoptera, Papilionidae. The coding region runs from base 16 to 1401 and encodes 461 amino acids. The record is from RefSeq and is a predicted model, not a curated record. The transcript is spliced from 13 exons.